Molecule: messenger RNA, 1194 nt
Organism: Eutrema salsugineum
Lineage: Eukaryota; Viridiplantae; Streptophyta; Magnoliopsida; Brassicales; Brassicaceae
Product: putative F-box/kelch-repeat protein At4g02310
Exons: 3
Coding region: 1-1194 (397 amino acids)
Molecular function (GO): protein binding
Source: RefSeq, a predicted model, not a curated record
AUGAUUAAACGAGAUGCGGGUGUCAAAGACUCCGGUUCACUCAUCCCUGGACACGGUGGGAUAUUGGACAGAGUUGAUAGUUACAUUUUCACUGGUGCAUUAGCCUACUCUUUCUCCUUUGUCUUGUGUACCAUGGCCAAGGAGGCACCGUCGUCGUUUUCGUCAUUGCCAAACGAUAUCGUUUUAAAUAUCUUGGCCCGCGUGCCGAGACGGUUUCACCCAAAACUCUGUUGCGUCUCCAAGAAUUUGGGGUCUCUCGUACGUUCCUCUGAGCUUCGCAAAACGCGGUCUCUCCUGGGAAAAGAUCGCUUCAACUUCUACGUCUGCCUUGUAGAUAGUAUGGCUAUGGAUCUCUCAUAUCAAUGGUUCACUUUAAGUUGUGGUAAUCGUCGUUUGGUCUCCGUCCCGUUUCCUUCUCCUGAUCCGUCGCUUUGGCCGUACACUUCUGCUGUUCCGGUGGGUUCCGAAAUCUACCUUGUUGGUGGCUCGAGGUUUAUGUGGAUCCUCGAUACCCGGUCUGGACAGUUGCGUCUGGGUCCAAGUUCGCCUGUAGGCAGCAAGCAUGAAGGCGUGGGACUCGUUCACGACAAGAUUUACGUAUUUGGAGGAACGUGCGAAAAAGAAUGCUACCAAGAUAUCCAAGCGCAAGUGUUUGACUUGAAGACGCAAACUUGGCUAAUCGCGCCAAAUCCGAGCUUGACACUGGCACACUAUGUUAGGCACGUGGUAAACCCGUCCCUAGGCAGAAAAAUUUAUGCCGUGGGUAGUGGUUGUGAGUCUUGUGAUUCAAUCAUAGUUUAUGAAACUAGAGAUGGUACAUGUGACAGGAUUAUAAUAGACGAUGAAGUCACCAAUCUCGAGAUGUGUGUGGUAGACAAUGUACUCUACAUGUAUUACCAAUAUGUUGGGUUAAUGUGGUAUGACUCUAUGGCCAAAGAAUGGAGAUUGGUUCAUGUUCAUGGUUUGAAGCUCGGCGAUCGUUUCUUAAAUCAUCUCGUAAUGACUGAAUACGAUGGUAAGCUGGCGUUUUUUUGGCAACAAGGACAAAAAGAUGAGAUUUGGUGUGCCAUGAUCGCCUUGUAUGGGACUAGUCACGUUGCCAUUUGGGGCCGGCUCGAGUGGUCUGAUUGCAUACUUUCCCAAGUCCCCUCUCACUACUACAUCCUCCAUGUUGUAGCUUGUCCGGAUUAUUAA